GCGCCAUCUAGGUCGGCAUAACCUUUUUGCAAACAGCUGCGUACGAAGCAGGAGUUGAGGAUUUUCUUGUGGACGAAAUAAAAAAAGAUCAGCUGAGAUGGAAUACCUUAAAUACGAAAACAUUUGGAUCACGAAAUGUAUUUACGAAGAUGCUGAGACAAAGUACUACGAGAAUUUGGCAAAGGCAUCCGUAACUCCUUUGGCAGGUGAAGUUGCCAAGGCACGACAACUUCUUAUUGAAAGUAGGGAAUCUUUUAAAGAUUUAGCGAGCUUGCAGACGUCGGCACCAGAAAUCCAGUCCAUUGACCCAGGCGCGAUCAAGUUCUUGGAGAAAAAGACCCUAGAAUUUGAAAAGUCAAUCAACACAAUUCUCUCUAGAAUUGAACAACUGGAUCUGCGUCUGUCUAAACUUGAAAAACAAACCACACCAGCUAGACCUCUUCAAGAAGGCAAAGUUACGUCAACCGCAAAGGCCACGGCAACCGUAAAACCCAACGCCUCUAAAUUGGAGGACGAUGAUGACGUGGAUUUGUUUGCGUCAGAUUCAGAAGGGGAAGAUGAGGCUGCUGCCAAGAUCAGGGAGGAGCGUCUUGCCGCAUACAACGCCAAGAAAUCCAAAAAGCCUGCUUUAAUCGCAAAGUCCAACGUAAUUCUCGACGUCAAGCCCUGGGAUGAUGAAACUGACAUGAAGGAGCUGGAAAAUCAAGUGAGGAAGAUUUCGUCCGAAGGUUUACUGUGGGGGGCUGCUAAACUCGUACCUCUGGCAUAUGGGAUUCAUAAGCUACAAAUUUCGUGCGUCGUGGAAGAUGAUAAGGUUUCAAUUGACUGGUUGCAAGAUGAAAUCACGGCUAUUGAGGAUUAUGUUCAGAGUGUGGAUAUCGCUGCCUUCAACAAAAUAUGAACGGAGAUUAGCAACCCUUCUUUUUUAUGUUUCAAAUUUACACCCCCUUAAUUUACAAUAAAAAGUCUACAACUUC
Zophobas morio is the source of this 977-nucleotide messenger RNA. Its product is annotated as elongation factor 1-delta-like. Bases 98 to 901 code for a protein of 267 amino acids. Gene Ontology annotation, cellular component: eukaryotic translation elongation factor 1 complex; cytosol. The record is from RefSeq and is a predicted model, not a curated record. The transcript has 7 exons. Gene Ontology annotation, molecular function: translation elongation factor activity; guanyl-nucleotide exchange factor activity. Gene Ontology annotation, biological process: translational elongation. NCBI's taxonomy places the organism in Eukaryota, Metazoa, Arthropoda, Insecta, Coleoptera, Tenebrionidae.